This is a messenger RNA of Paramecium sonneborni, 863 nucleotides long. NCBI's taxonomy places the organism in Eukaryota, Ciliophora, Oligohymenophorea, Peniculida, Parameciidae. The record is from the annotation of a GenBank genome assembly.
AUGAGUGAUCUGCAUAGUUCAUUAUUGAACAAUGACAUGAAUUUUAAUAAUUUAUAUGAAGUAAAUUUGAAUGUUAAUGUUUAGGUUAUUCGAUAAGAACUAGUUGAAUAUCAAUAGAGUGUAGAUGAAUUAUAAGUUUUAGGAGAAAGCGAAAUCGAUUAACAAAAUGUGAAUUAAGUGUUUUUAACAUUAAAAACAAUUUAAUUGCAUUAAUUGAACAUAAAAGAAUAGAUUAUUAAAUUGGAGCAAGUACUUUAAACCAUAACUCAAAGUAAUCGCGAGGGGUCGAACAAAGAAAUAAAACUAAAAAAUUAAGAGAUUUAUAUGCAAGCCAUUAACAAAGAUAAUAGUCAUAGUACAAAAAUAUGGUAAAUGACUGUGGAUUUGAACCGUUGAAAGAUGCAUUAAAAGAAAUAGAUAAAAUGAUGAAAUUAUCAUCAAAACAAGAUGUGUAGAAUUAUGUAUUAAAAUUUUAAAUAAAUGUAAAACAAUCAACGAUAGAAAACAAUAAUAAAAAGUAUUAAAUGCAAUAAUCAGAAAUGGAACCUUUGUAAUAAUAUGAACAUUUAGAAUGGAGCAAUCAAAUUCUUAAAUAAAAUUAAGAAGAAAUUGAUUAAAUUUAAAUGAAGACUGAAACUAUUAAUAAAAUUGUUUAAGAUUUGGCAUUAGAAGUAGAGAAUUAAGAUAUUAAUUUUGAUAUAAUAGAGACAAAUGUUAAUACUACAAAAGAUAAUGUCGUUAAGGCUCAAGAUUAAUUAGAAAAAACUGAAAAUUAAUAAAAAUCAGGAAAGAAAAAGCUUUGGAUUAUGCUAAUAUGUGCUGUUAUAACUUUCUUAGUUUUUCUUUUAAUUUUAUUAUUGUGA